UUUGAGCUGUUUUUUGGAGUAUGGAAGAACAAGAAACUAUGAACAAAACAUUGCCACUUGCUAAGAAGCAGAAAAUUAAUGACAGUGAAUAUCGUUUAGUAGAUUUAAACGUUGAUACAAUUAGUUUAAACUUGACAAAGCAUUGUCUAUGUCAAUUACCCGAGACAUGCAUGCUAAAAGAAGUUUUUAGGGUCUCAAAUGUCAGUAGUUGGAGUAAAGAUCGACUUUUAAAUUUUUUGAGUUCAGCUCGAUUAACUUGUGACAUCGCCCUCAAACAACAAUCAGAAGGCACUAUAUGCACUAGUGUUGAACGGUUAAGCAAUUACUUAAUUUCUAAUAAAACAGGUAUUGUUAACGAAGUUGUAUCUUUACUUACACGAACAGACCCUUACAUAUCAUACGCAGCAAGUAAUGCUUUAGCAGAAAUAUUUGUGUGUUCGCAAAAUAAAAUAGACAAUGUAUGGAUAGAAGAGUUAACAGAGUUAUUUCUUCGUCGAUCUCCUGAAACUUUAUGUCCUGUUAUAGCAGUUUUUAAACGUGUGUUGUGUUGGAGAGAUUCACAAAUGAAUGAAAAUGAAAAAAAUAUCAAGAUUCCCGAAAAUUGUGUUAGCAGAAAAGUUAUUUUUGAAGAUGAUGAAAUUGAGAUGGAUGAUGAAUUUGGAAUAAGCCUAGUUAAAACUAAAGUUAUUGAAGUCUUGCAAACUCAAUGGCAAAUGAUUGUAUUAAAAUUUAUUAGGUAUAUGUCAUCUUUUGACCACUGUACAGAUCUUAGUAAUGAACAAUUCAAUCAUAAAAUGGGUCAUAUUGCCAUUAUAGAAUUUAUCAAGUUAUGGACUUCGAUGGUUUCUAUUAAAACUAAUCUGAAUGUUAUGAAUAUCAAAUACUUUUAUGCAGAUUUAGGACAAAUGCUUAUUCUUUUGAGGCGGCCAAAGGUCCAACCGGUAGUUUGGAAGAAUAUUAUAAAUCUUUUCAAUGAAAGUUUAUGUUACACUACCACAUUGGCUGUACAAGGUACCAUGCAAGAAGAACCUUGUAUGUUGGCUAGAGAAUUGGUUAAGGUUGUCAAAACCAAAAAUAUGUUGAAUAACAUGCCGUUCCGAAAAGGUCCUGGAGAAUUUGGAGGAGGAGAAGAAGAUGAAGGAGAUAAAAAAUUAUUACAAGAUACAGUUUUACUAAUUUUAAAAGCAGUGGCUACAAUCAUCAAGGAAACAAAAAAUGAAUCAUCAUCCAGUGAUUCUUCAUCUGAUGAAUCAGAAGAUUCUGAAGAAAUAGAUGCUGAGAUGGCAAUAAUUGAAAGCAGUGUCAAUGAAGUUUUACGGAAACUUGACGCAUGUGUUAAGAAAUGUAUGUCUUAUCUACCUGAAACUCCAAUUGCACAGUGGAUUGUACAGUUAUUUUCUGAUCGCAACGACGUUCUCAUUGAGAGUAUGGUUUGUACCCUUGAUAUCUCUCUGGUAUUAUGUUAUCGUCGUAACUCUUUACCAAUGCUGCGUCAAGUGCUAAAUCCCACUGCUAGUUUAGUUGAAUUCUUACAAACAUUGUCUUAUAAUAAUGAUUUAAACGAAUUGAUAUUAGAUUUAUUGUUGGGUAGUGACACUAGUUUUCUAUUGUACAUCAUGCGAAUGUUGAAAUUCAUAUGCAAUAGGUGGUCAGAGUUUUGUCUUUGUUGUGAUACAAAAUUGCAAAGUACAAUGGCUACAUUGAUGAACUUACAAACAAGUCUUGACCAGCUCAUUAAAAAUAAUUUAACUCCUUACAAUCUUAAUCCAGUUUUACGGUUGUUAGUUAAAUGUAAUGAGUUGUAUUCGGGAGUAGCCGUAAUAAACAUUUAAAUGAUCCCUAUUACGAUAUUAUUUUAACUUAUAAA
Messenger RNA from Melanaphis sacchari, 1867 nucleotides. RefSeq names its product protein lines (gene lin). The transcript has a single exon. The record is from RefSeq and is a predicted model, not a curated record. NCBI's taxonomy places the organism in Eukaryota, Metazoa, Arthropoda, Insecta, Hemiptera, Aphididae. The coding region runs from base 21 to 1832 and encodes 603 amino acids.